Messenger RNA from Larimichthys crocea (large yellow croaker), 1269 nucleotides. RefSeq lists its product as uncharacterized. Bases 65 to 1039 code for a protein of 324 amino acids. NCBI's taxonomy places the organism in Eukaryota, Metazoa, Chordata, Actinopteri, Sciaenidae. The record is from RefSeq and is a predicted model, not a curated record. The transcript is spliced from 4 exons.
GCAUGAGGGCUUUUUAAAAGCUGGCCUGUGGAACAGGCAGCACUCUACCUUGGUGACUGAAACAAUGGGAGCUGUGUGGGCCUUGCUUAUGUCGCUCCUGGCUGUAUGGCUUGCUAAAGGAUCUUGUUUGCCAGAUGGUGGGAAACAUAAAAACUGCCAUCAUGGGAUGGAGAUGAUGAAGACUGAUCUGUCUCCUAAUGAACUCUCUAUAAAGAAGACCCUAGCACUUCUCCAGUCGAUGGCGUCCACACUGAAGGCGAAUGCUAAAGAAGUACAACGGGAAACCAAUGAAGUUGAUGCUGAGGUAUCAAUUGGCCAAAUGAAACCUAAACAGCCCUUGAUGAGACCAAAAGGGCUCACAAAGGCCAGUGACAACGCGACCUCUCCAGGCGGCGCGCUCGGCGACAACGCGACCUCUCCAGGCGGCGCGCUCGGCGACAACGCGACCUCUCCAGGCGGCGCGCUCGGCGACAACGCGACCUCUCCAGGCGGAGCGCUCGGCGACAACGCGACCUCUCCAGGCGGAGCGCUCGGCGACAACGCGACCUCUCCAGGCGGAGCGCUCGGCGACAACGCGACCUCUCCAGGCGGAGCGCUCGGCGACAACGCGACCUCUCCAGGCGGAGCGCUCGGCGACAACGCGACCUCUCCAGGCGGAGCGCUCGGCGACAACGCGACCUCUCCAGGCGGAGCGCUCGGCGACAACGCGACCUCUCCAGGCGGAGCGCUCGGCGACAACGCGACCUCUCCAGGCGGAGCGCUCGGCGACAACGCGACCUCUCCAGGCGGAGCGCUCGGCGACAACGCGACCUCUCCAGGCGGAGCGCUCGGCGACAACGCGACCUCUCCAGGCGGAGCGCUCGGCGACAACGCGACCUCUCCAGGCGGAGCGCUCGGCGACAACGCGACCUCUCCAGGCGGAGCGCUCGGCGACAACGCGACCUCUCCAGGCGGAGCGCUCGGCGACAACGCGACCUCUCCAGGCGGAGCGCUCGGCGACAACGCGACCUCUCCAGGCGGAGCUGGCAGUGAUUUCUAACGGCGACACAGAACUUUUUAGGGGAGCAGUUCGUAAAUUCAGUCACCUGUGCAUGGUGCUGUGGUUCAAUCAGGCAGAGGAAAAGCUGGAAUCCCAAACUCCUUGGGUCCACAUCAGGGUCUCAAAAUCAAACUGAGUCCUGGCUUAAAGUAGCAGGCUUGAGGAACCAUGCAAGAGCUCAUCUCGUUUCUGCAUGUUGUCUCUGCUUUUAAAUAAAACUCUUUACUGAU